This is a messenger RNA of Saccharomycopsis crataegensis, 1209 nucleotides long. RefSeq lists its product as uncharacterized. The record is from RefSeq and is a predicted model, not a curated record. The transcript is spliced from 2 exons. Bases 1 to 1209 code for a protein of 402 amino acids. Gene Ontology annotation, cellular component: plasma membrane. Gene Ontology annotation, molecular function: transmembrane transporter activity. Gene Ontology annotation, biological process: transmembrane transport. Lineage: Eukaryota; Fungi; Ascomycota; Saccharomycetes; Ascoideales; Saccharomycopsidaceae.
AUGUGGAAUUCCGCUGUCUUAUUGACACUUACUUCAACAUAUGUCUUACUUCUGAGAGCCUCCACUAUUUCUGUGCUAUUCUAUGGUGCCUUAGUUCUAGCUUCUGGUUUUGUGAAGAGUUAUAGUGGCUAUGUCGUUUGUGAAUUCUUCCAUGGUGUGUUCCAAUCAGGUUGUGACAGUGCCGUCUUUUAUAUCCUUGCCCAUUAUUAUGAGAGAAGAGAAUCACAAAAGAGAAUCUCAUAUUUGUAUUCCACUCAGCACAUUGCCAUUCUUGUUAAUAACGUAGUAUGCUACGGUAUCAACCUUCAUAUGCAUAACCGGUAUGGGCUUGAAACUUGGAGAUGGCUAUUGAUAAUCCAAGGCAGUAUCACCAUGGGCACUUCUAUCAUCUUGUUUUUCGUUUUGCCAGACUUCCCUGAAGGUAUGAGAUUCUUCACUAACAACGAAACCCUCUUCAUCGUCAAGAAGUUGGAAGUUUACUUUGGGAAGUCGGGGUACAAUAUUAGUUUCUCUAGGGAAGAUGUCACCGAAACCCUUAAAGAUCCGAUGAUUUGGCUCCCAGGGAUCACUGCCAUGUUCUUGGGCUGUGUUACUUAUGUUUUCACUUUCAUCGAGACUAUCAGUUUCAGCUUUGCUGGUUACUCACUUGAGGGUGCCAUGGAAAGAGCGACGUAUACAUGGAUUGUUGGGUUCUUUUAUAUUCUUAUUACCGGGCAUAUGUCGGAUUACUUUGGCAAACGGUCUCCAUUCAUCAUUGCUAGUUCUAUAUUUUCAUUGUACGGACUUUUGGUGCUUCGGUAUGCUGACUACUUGAGUUUGCGAAACGCUUGGAGAUAUUCUACUAAUUUCUUGAUUGCUUGCGGGUCAUACUCUGCUUUUCCGCAUUUCAUUGGAUGGGCAACUUUCAACUUAUGUGGACACUUGAGAAGGUCUGUGGCGACCUCGCUCAUGAUUAGCUUAUCAGAUUUGUCAGGUCUUUAUGGAUUGUUUGUUCUCCUUAAUAACAAUGCCGAACUCACCAAGGCUACCACGGUAGGGUAUAUCUGGGAAAUUGUGGCGAUUGUAUUGGUAUUUGGAUAUGUGUUCUUGGUUUAUCACGAAAACAAGAAGAAGAGAUCAGCAGAAUAUAAAGACAAUUUCCACCUGCUUUCUGAACGAAAGAAAAUUCUGAUGGGUGACAAAAACCCAAGCUUCGAUUAUAUGUACUAG